Messenger RNA from Rhopilema esculentum, 1374 nucleotides. Lineage: Eukaryota; Metazoa; Cnidaria; Scyphozoa; Rhizostomeae; Rhizostomatidae. The record is from RefSeq and is a predicted model, not a curated record.
AUGUAUUUAAUGUUCCUGGCCAAUCAGGGAAGCGAUAGAAAAAUAUCUGAUGCAAUGUACAUGAACCCGGCACAAAGUACAACGUGUGAUCUGAUGUCUGAUGCAAUGCUGACCAUCACCACCAAGGAGGGGAGUGAUGGUGAUGGUUGUGAUCAGAGUUGUGAUGAUGAUGAUGAUGGUCCCUGGGUUGUGAUGGAUGAUGCUGACGUGGGAUGUGAUGAGGAGGAAGUUUCUGAUGUCUCCAACGAUGGCGAGGAUGAUUCCGACACAAGCUCUAAUGAGGAGAGAACUUCAUAUGUCAUCUGUGAUGACUUUGACGAUGCUAAGGUAGGUGGUGCUGAGAAAGAAACUGUUGGUGCAACCAAUGAUGACGAGGAUAAUGCUGACGUGUGCUGUGAUGAGGAGGAAACUACUGAUUCCACCAAUGAUGACGAGGAUGGUGCUGACUUGGGCUGUGAUGAGGAGGAAACUACUGAUGCCACCAAUGAUGACGAGGAUGAUUCUGACGUGGGCUCUAAUAAGGAGGAAACUUCUGAUGUCUCCAACGAUGACGAGGAUGAUGCUGACGUGGGAUGUGAUGAGGAGGAAGUUUCUGAUGUCUCCAACGAUGGCGAGGAUGAUUCCGACACAAGCUCUAAUGAGGAGAGAACUUCAUAUGUCAUCUGUGAUGACUUUGACGAUGCUAAGGUAGGUGGUGCUGAGAAAGAAACUGUUGGUGCAACCAAUGAUGACGAGGAUAAUGCUGACGUGUGCUGUGAUGAGGAGGAAACUACUGAUGCCACCAAUGAUGACGAGGAUGAUUCUGACGUGGGCUCUAAUAAGGAGGAAACUUCUGAUGUCUCCAACGAUGACGAGGAUGAUGCUGACGUGGGAUGUGAUGAGGAGGAAGUUUCUGAUGUCUCCAACGAUGGCGAGGAUGAUUCCGACACAAGCUCUAAUGAGGAGAGAACUUCAUAUGUCAUCUGUGAUGACUUUGACGAUGCUAAGGUAGGUGGUGCUGAGAAAGAAACUGUUGGUGCAACCAAUGAUGACGAGGAUAAUGCUGACGUGUGCUGUGAUGAGGAGGAAACUACUGAUGCCACCAAUGAUGACGAGGAUGAUGCUGACGUGGGCUCUAAUAAGGAGGAAACUUCUGAUGUAUCCAACGAUGACGAGGUUGAUGCUGACGUGGGAUGUGAUGAGGAGGAAGUUUCUGAUGUCUCCAACGAUGGCGAGGAUGAUUCCGACACAAGCUCUAAUGAGGAGAGAACUUCAUAAGUCAUCUGUGAUGACUUUGACGAUGCUAAGGUAGGUGGUGCUGAGAAAGAAACUGUUGGUGCAACCAAUGAUGACGAGGAUAAUGCUGACGUGUGCUGUGAUGAGGAGGAAACCACU